Messenger RNA from Annulohypoxylon maeteangense, 7170 nucleotides. RefSeq lists its product as uncharacterized. Bases 1 to 7170 code for a protein of 2389 amino acids. Gene Ontology annotation, molecular function: ATP-dependent chromatin remodeler activity; methyltransferase activity; ATP binding. The transcript has 3 exons. NCBI's taxonomy places the organism in Eukaryota, Fungi, Ascomycota, Sordariomycetes, Xylariales, Hypoxylaceae. The record is from RefSeq and is a predicted model, not a curated record.
AUGCCGCCCAAGCGCGGUGCCCAGCCGCAAAAGCAGGCUUCGCGUAAGCGAGCUCGCAAAGGCUCUGCUGGCGCUGGUAACCAGACACUUGAUAAGUUUUUUAUUACCAAUCCUCGUACUCCCGCCGAGGAGGGCGAGGCCUCAACCUCAGCUUCGAAAGAGUCAAGUGAUAAUCUCGAAAGGUUUUCGGGUAAUGACUCGAAUGAUCCGCCCAAAGAUGGGGGAGGAGAUGAGGCAUCUGCCGACCCCUCUUCGGAUGGACGUGGCGGUAAAAACCAAUUAGACCUCACUUUGCCACCAAUCUCAGAUAUCGAUGCCGCAUUCUGGGAUAUGGCAAAAAAGUCAAUCGAGCUCCUUGAUGAGAAGAACGGCCAGAUUAUGCUGCGCGUCGCGACGAUGUGCUCUGGCACCGAAGCGCCUUUGUUCGCGCUUGAAAUGCUUCGGGACUCCUGGGAACGAUUGCAGCCCGGAAGACAGUUUCUUCAAUUCCUGCAUGUCUUCAGUGCCGAGAUUGUCGGUUUCAAGCAAGCGUACAUCAUGCGAAACACCGACGCAACUGUGUUCAAUGACGUACAAGAUUUCGUUAAUCCUACAAAUGGAAAGGCCCCCACGGCGAUGGGAUCCCUUGAAGAAAUCCCUGGCGACAUUGACGUCCUCAUUUCGGGUUGUUCCUGUGUCGAGUUUUCAAAUCUCAAUACCAACAAGAAAACGGGUUACUCAGCAGAAAACCUCAAGGCCGAGCAUAGCUAUAUCGUGAAGCUCGCAAAGGGCGAUGGCUACAAUGACACCGAGCAUGAGCGUAUCAACAAAUUUUUCCUCGGUUGCCUUGAGGCGUUACCUAAUAUGGGAUCAUCCAACAAGACAUUCUUCUCUAUGAUGAGUUACAUCCGAGACCAUCGACCCAAGGUGGUUAUCCUCGAGAAUGUGUUGGGAGCUCCAUGGACUGAGACCCAGAAUGUCUGGUUUCCGUUCCUUGGGUACACUGCCUUUCACGGCAAACUCGACACUAAGGAUUACUAUAUCCCUCAGACGAGAAAUCGGGGGUAUCUUAUCGCACUAGACAAUAAUGUCUUCGCAGAGGGUAAGACGUACCCUAAGAAGGAGCCGAAGAAAGAGUCGAAAAAGGAAGAUGGUCGGAAGCCCCAAAAGACUGGAAAGACCAGUAAGGAGAAGGCCGAGGAGGCCAAGAAUAAGGCCGAAGAGGAGGAAAAAAACAGUACUGAUGCGGAUAAGAUCGGAACUACAUGGUGGGAUUACCUCACGAAUGUACUGCCAAGAAGAGCAUCUAGCCAUGUUGAAUCGUGGCUCUUCCCUCCCGCACACCCUCUGACUGAGCGAGCCCGACAAGAUGACUCGGAGAAGACCUCAUUAAUGAGCAAGGACAGCAGUAAUUGGUCACGCUCGAGGCUCAUCCACGAUCGAGUACGCAGAGAAGAAAACCUGGGUCCUCAUAGCAAUCUGACAGAAUGGCUUAAGAGAAACGGACAACCGUAUGAUCGCAUGGACCGAAGCAUCAUACAAUACCUCCCUGACCGUGUCAAGGAUUGUAUGGAGAUCAAUUUGUUGCGGGCCCUAGUAGGGGGUUAUUGGAUUGACAAAAUACGUUGGGUAUACGAUUCCCGUUUCAAGACUCGUAUCUCCGACCUAAGUCAGAAUAUACAUCGAUCUGUGAAUGGAAGUCCAUUCGGAAUAGUUGGAUGCCUAACGCCGUCUGGCAUACAUUAUAUGUCGGCCCAGUGUCGAAUGAUAUCUGGAUUCGAGACGUUGUGCCUUCAAGGAUUGCCUCUGCAUAAAGUCGAGUUUGCUACAGAGAACCAAGACCAGCUACGCGAUCUAGGCGGAAACGCGAUGACUACCACGGUGGCCGGCGCUGUUUUUUUGGCUUUCAUCUACGCAGUCUCCCAGCUGCCAGGGGGUCUGCAGAAGUAUUUAGGCCGCCCACUCCUACUGAAGAGCAAGCCAGAACCUCGGGUAGCCAAAGACUCUGAGCUAGAGCGAGUGGUGGGGUUUAGCACGACAGACGCUGAGCCUAUCACACUACAAGUCACCAAGGAACUUCUUGCUAAGUGUCGCCGAUAUUGCUUCUGCAAUGGAGCAGCCAAGUAUAGCACCGGUGACUUCGUCAAGUGUGCCCGUUGCUUUACCAUCCGUUGUAGAUGGUGUGCCGGAAACCCGCGGCAUUGCUUCAAGCCGACGCAACGUCCGUGGGAUUACUUAUUGCUCAGUGAAGUGGAACAAGCAGUCAUGCUAUAUUUCCCUGGGACUAUCAGGGACAUGAUAAACGUAAAUUGGCUGCCAACAGCACAAAGGCCUCUUAAGGAGGCAACCAUCGCCGAUGUUCCGGGUGCCCUCGAGAGACUUCGGGAUGUUACUUUCUAUUAUGAAAGUGUCCGAGUCACGGAAGUCGUGACAAUCUGCUACUCUGGCCAAUGGGGAUUUGAUGUCCGAGCAAAAUUAUCGGAAAGCGGUAUCACUUGGUACUUGUACCUGGAUCCAUGGAGUGAAAUAGGAACCGCUCUUAAGAACGUGCUGGAGAGUUUCAACCCCGAGUUAGCUGCGAAGUAUGUUCGGGCGCCACAGCCAAUCGCAACGGCUAAGUUAUUGGAAACUUUUUUGAGUGUGUUGCCAGCACCGCAUGUCUGGAUGCCGUGGAAAUUUAUGUCCAUACGAAUGAGCGUAUUAGUUCUAAAAGACAAGGACACUUUGGAGAUCGCGGACAUACAACCAACGUGCGAAGAUUUCUCCCACUCGCAGUUAGGCCUGAUGCGUGCCCGUGGAAAGUAUCAGCACUUCCCUGACUGCGACGGGCCAGAGAAAAGCCUCCACGCCCAAAAAAAUAAGGCGAUGUUUCUCUUCAAGGACGUCUCACGGACGCUUACACCAGAUCUAGACGGUUUUGUCGUUUCUGAGUCUUGCCGUCAACUAGAAAGCCAUGAAUACCGAGAAGUCGUGAUCAAAUUUAACCCUGGGAACAAUAUGACCAAACAGGAAACUGGCACUGUUGAGGCCUAUGUAGAUGGAUACUGGAGUGAGUCUCACUUUGAAAGUGUCCAUCAUUCUACUAGGAAAGAAUAUGAGAUUUUGCAGGGGAUGGAGAACCUCAAAAUCCUUGGCUCUAAGCAUUCUAUCAUCAAGGACAAGGAACCGGAUCAGCAAGUUCUCGUCGAAGCUCAGAUCGCUAGAGAGAUAGAAUGCGAUACAUACAGAACAAUCGCCAUGUAUCAGGCCAAGUGUAAAGAGGCCAGUGACGGAUGGGCCAUUGUCACAAAGGCUGACUUGCAUCAUCUUCAUGGAUUCAUCUCGCAUCUCGAUGUCAAACUGGCUGGAAUUAAAGGUUUAGAGCUUAGUUUCGAGUUGAAAGACGUUGAGGCCUGGCUGAAGAACCUAGAGGAUUGGAAGAAUGGUAUAGCUGGAGCAAGUCCUCGCGAGUGUCCGUAUGGUCAACUGCCCCCGGUACGAUGGGUCAAAGUUGGCAGCAGAUAUGUCGGCCACCACCUGACAGAUGCGAUGUCAGACUUUGAGAAGCGCUACAAGUCGCGAAUUCCAAUUUUUGAGCCGAGAGUGAAGGUUCUGCCCGACCUAGUCGACAAUGGGAAGAUGUACGUUGUUCGUGUGCAGUAUUUGCUCCGGCACAAGGCCCUAGCACAAAAGGCUGCAUCCUUCCUGCUUCCUACCAAGAACCUCAAUGCUCAAGUAACCGCGGGUGUCCGAGUCGAGCGCAAUGCUGUCUUAUCCCAGAACAUCCAAAUCAAAUCCGACAGUGAUGGUCGACAUAAGUUCGAACCGCUUCGAAAUGCGCUGAAAAGUUUAGAAGAAUUCCCAUCCGCAAAAGAACCUGCUCUAGAUACAUUCAAUGGGGAAUUGAGUAGAUCCCAACUCAAAUCCCUUGCCUGGACUCUUGAGAGAGAGAGAGGUGAUCCGAAAUUCACUGAGCAGGAAAUUGAAGAGGAAAUUGUGUCCGAGCUGAAACUCCGAUUGGUUGGAUGUGCUAAACGUAUCGUGAUCAACCACGGUGGCGUACUUGCGGAUGACGUAGGUUACGGCAAAACCAUUAUCAUGCUAGCAGUAGCGCAUUGCCAAGAGCCGUUCGACAAUUUGCAAUCAUUCCAAGAGCGUAGGGCUGGACAGUCAGGUUGGAACUACUUGAAAGCCACUCUAGUGGUGUGCCCAUCCCAUUUAGUCGAUCAAUGGGCCCAGGAAGCUCUCAGAUUUCUUCCACUGGAGCCGGCUCACGUUGUCAAAAUCGAGUCGGUUUCAGAUCUCCAGGAUGACGCUACUUGGUCUCUUUUAACAAGGCUUCGGGAGGCAAGAAUCAUCCUGGUGAACAAUGAAGUAUUUGGUCAACGAUACCACCAGAGACUUGCUCGUUUAUCCGCUUCGCUUGACCCGCCGGACCUAAUCCCACUUAAAGACGGAGACUCGAUUUACAGUCGUGCUUUUGAAGAUUGGUAUGAGGAUGCUGCUCCCGCGGCCCGAGCUCAUGUGGCCGCUAUGUUCGGUACACCCAACCCUGAUUUAUCGAAGAUCUGGGAUGACAUGGACAGACGUACCAAAGCUCUCAGCGAUGAAUAUAAACUUUAUGCCUCAGACCUAUCUCGCCGAAGGGCGAAGGGGCGCGGUACGAGAGAAGAAAAUGCCGGAAAAGAGGGCGUGGAGAUAAACGUCCAAAUAUCUCACCGGAUCGCCACGUGGCUAGAACUAGAAAGAGAGAUGAACCAAGGCAAAUUCCUUCAUAUUCUCGAGACCUUUACGUUUGCUCGUGCGGUAUACGACGAGUUCUCGUACAAAAACUUUACGGCAACGAAAUUCUUCGCCAACUGUGAAGCGCAUGCCAAAUGGAUUUUAUCGGCAACCCCGACGACGAAAGACCUUGCAGCCGUACAUGAUAUCGCGGGUCUCAUCAACAUUAAUGUCGCACGACCGAUCUACUUGCGUGCGGGGAUGCCAAAAAUCACCAAAGGCCCAGUUCUCGGUGAUCAGACCAACGCCGAGGCUUUGCAAAAUCGCAAGCUUAUGUCUGAUUCGUGCAUUCGCGAGAGGCAUGAAAAGGCGAUAGAGUUCUUACAAACCUUUGCGACCUCUAAUCCCCUAGACCUAGGGCUCGCUGGCGGUAUCUCAGUAGAGGAAAAGGUGAUCGUGUGUGAGCUGAGCCAGCAGGAAUCUAUCCAAUACAUGACCCUCGAGCACGAUCUGCGCGCAUGUGGUUUGGAUGCGAACAUGCUACCCGGGGGGAGCCGCGCUCGUUUUCAAACGCUACUUAAACCCGAAGAAUGGGUUGAAAAUGGAAGGGACGUCAGCAUGACACUAUUUCUUUCUCAAUCUUCCUGUAGUUCGGAUUCGCAGUCGCUCGAAUCACUUCUUCAGGAGCGAUGUGACCAAGUCCAACGAGCUAUCAUCGUUUUCAGAACCUACAACGAUGCAGGAAUUUGGCUGGGGUGGAGAAUUCUCGAUAACGAGGAAGAGUCCACGCAUAGCAACGCUACAACUAUUGUAAAGGAUAUCUCAAUGAUGCUUAGAGAUAUUUGGAACCGGGAUAUCGAAAACUGUGGCGGACUUGAUGCAUGGAGGAAACGCUUCGAAGCGCUUAACGUUGGUGUGUACGAAGAAAAGUUUCAGGAGCUUGUUGCUAAGUGCCCGAACUUCUGCAACGAUGACAAAAAUUUCCUCGGUUUCCUGAACAAGCUGAGACAGUCUUCGUGGAAUGACUAUUUUGAUCUGAAAGCCAAACAGGUUAAGGAUAUGAAAGAUGGAGAAGCCGCUGAUCUCCUAAAAGACCUCUUCAAACCCCAUAGUGGCAUAUCGGCCGAGCCUGACGAGCAACUGACGCCAAACAAGAAUGAGUUGAUAAGACUUAUUGGCGACAACGGAAAAGGUCUAGAGAAAUUUAGACAAAAGAGAACUCAGCCUGCGCGAAGACCAAUUCCAGGUGAAAAGCCUUCGACCAAAAAAACUCACACCAAGGCCGUUCUCCAUAACCUUCUAAGAUCAUUCGGUGUAAUAUCGACCCCGUAUGUUAAGCGCAGUGAGCUGGAGAAACAACUCCACGACCAUUAUGCAGGAACUCUCGACGAUUCAGAAUACGUUGGAAUGAAUGAUUCCCGAGCGAUUACGCGCACCGAAUAUCCGACACUUGGUGGUGAAAAGACAAUCCGAGGAGGCAAAUAUACGAACACUGGCAGUGAGGCUAGUGAUGCUUGCGUGGGAUUGCGAGCAGCGCUCGAACAGCUUGACCUCGCCAUCAAGCAGAAACGGAUUGUAGAGAACCUCGUUUCGAAGGACGAAAAUUUGCGCUGUGAUAGUUGCGGACAACUGAAGCCUAGACUUGAGCUUCACAUAGUCUGUGAGUGUGGACAUGUGAUUUGUGCAGAUCAUCUAGGUUUGACGUACUGCGGUGAAGGCAGUCGUCAUGAUGCAAGUGGUUGCAAAUCGCUCCUCGAAGACGCCACCAAGAGUCUAGCACUUAUCAACAGGCCGCGACGAUUCCUUGACCCUAGGUCCAGCAUGCAACUAGAGUAUCCGAUGCCCGGCAUGAGUUCCAAGUCAGAGAUGAUUGUGAACUACAUCAAAGGGAUACCCCAUGAUGAUAUGGUAAUCCUAUUCGUCCAGUUCGAUCGCCAGAAGGAAGAGUUGAUGAAGGUCUUUAAAAAAACCGGUAUUCAGUUUACUACAGAUCCUAAAGGACCAACCAAGAAGGUCAGAAUCCUGGAUCUCGACCAUUCGACCUCAUCAGGCACGAACCUUCAGUAUGCAAACCAUGUCAUAUUCGCAUGUCCGCAUUUGACAGACCUGCAGGAAACAUAUGACAGCAACAUGAAACAAGCGAAGGGUCGAUGUAUUCGCUACGGCCAGGAGAAGGUAGUCCACGUGUGUCACUUUGUAACAGCCCACACCAUCGAAGUUGACAUUCUGGAACUUCGAAGACAAUCUCACAUCCUAGUGCGUCCCGGAGAGGCUAUUGGUAGGCUCGAGCACGUUCCCUUGGCCAAAGAUAAGAACGUCAACUUGAGAGUCGAAGGUAUGGUAGAGGCCGAUUCUGCAGGCGCUUUGCAGAUGACCAACGGAGAUGCCACGGAUGGGGAACAACGAGUAAGGUCGAUGCUUACGCAGAACGAGAUCUGGAAGGUCAUGAAUGAGCAGAGCUGGCUCAGCACGGUCGGUAUUGAGUAUUAA